Molecule: messenger RNA, 1308 nt
Organism: Malassezia japonica
Lineage: Eukaryota; Fungi; Basidiomycota; Malasseziomycetes; Malasseziales; Malasseziaceae
Gene: MTM1
Product: Carrier protein, mitochondrial
Exons: 2
Coding region: 1-1308 (435 amino acids)
Biological process (GO): mitochondrial transmembrane transport
Cellular component (GO): mitochondrion
Source: RefSeq, a predicted model, not a curated record
AUGUCCUCCCGUUUGGAUACGCCUCCGAAGGAGGAGGAGCCUGUCCGGAUUGUCAUGUCGCACACAGACCUGACGCCGCUCGACGUGGUAAAGACCCGCUUGCAGGUGCAAAAUAGCGUGCGCUACGAUACCACAGCUGUGGCAUCCGAGGCGCGAAGCGCAAACGUGUCGCGGCCAUGCCCUGGACAGGAGCAGGUGCGCCAAAAUGCCCUGCACACGCGGGGUGCGUACGUCGUGCCACGCACUGCGCCUACCUACCACCUCACCCCCACGAUCCCCAUGACGCUGGCCGAGAAUGGGCAGGCGGUGUGCGUAUUCCCCGAAAAGUGCCGGCCACAGGCGUGCGAGGUCGAGUCGCUGCUGCGCGAGCGGCGCAUGAACGGCAUCUGGGACGGCAUCGUGAAGGUGGCGCGCACCGAAGGCUGGAGCGGCCUGUGGCGGGGCCUCGUGCCGACCGUGGCGAUGACCGUGCCCUCGCAGGUAACGUACAUGACGUGCUACGACAUCUUCCGCCGCAUGCUCCUCUCGCUCGAGGUGGCGCGUCCGUCGCGCAUCGACCAAAAAGCAGCGCAACCUUCGCCGAACCUUGCGUACGAUUCUGACUCGGAGCUCUACGUGCCCGACUUUCCGUGCGACAUGCCAUGCGAGCACGAGCGCGGCCCGAGCGAGCCGCUGCGUAUUCCCCUGCUCGGCGCGUCGCUCAUUUCCGGUGCAUUCUCGCGUUCGGUCUCGGCGACGCUCGUGACGCCGCUGGAGCUGCUGCGCACGCGUCUGCAGGCGUCGUACGGGCGCUCGUCCAUGACCUCGGUGCUCGAUCCCUUGUUCCGCGAGGUGUGCAACGACGGCCCCGGUGUCUUGUGGCGCGGUCUCUCGGCGACCUUGUGGCGCGACGUGCCCUUUUCUGCGCUCUACUUUACUGGCUACGAGGCCGGCAAGUACAUGCUCACCGGCGCCGGCUUUGGCGAGAGCCAGACGUCGACCUUUUGGCACGAGUUUGGCAUUUCGUUUGGCGUCGGUGCCACGAGCGGCUGCGUUGCGGCCAUUGCGACGCAGCCCUUUGACCUGGUCAAGACGCGUCUCCAGGCGGAGAUGUCCCCGGCAGACCCCCGAUACCCUGCAUCGCCGGCCGCGUCGCCUGCGCGCUCCAUGUUCCGCGCGCUGCGACACAUCGUCGACACCGAAGGCGCCGCGGGUCUUUUCCGUGGCCUGUCGCCCCGCCUGGCCAAAGUGGCGCCGUCGUGUGGCAUCAUGAUCGGCUCCUUUGAGGUCGUGGGUCGCCUUCUGGCGAACGCGCGCCAGUCUUCUUGA